Oryzias latipes (Japanese medaka) is the source of this 1786-nucleotide messenger RNA. RefSeq names its product transmembrane protein 178a (gene tmem178a). Gene Ontology annotation, cellular component: endoplasmic reticulum membrane. Lineage: Eukaryota; Metazoa; Chordata; Actinopteri; Beloniformes; Adrianichthyidae. The record is from RefSeq and is a predicted model, not a curated record. Gene Ontology annotation, biological process: negative regulation of osteoclast differentiation; regulation of cytosolic calcium ion concentration.
CGCCUCCGGUGCCACCCGCGUGCACGUUGACGCAGCACAGUCAGUCGGCAUGACAACGCGCUCUCACUGACAAAGGCGCCGCAGCUCACGCGCCGGAGGAUGGCAGCAGAACCUCCGUGUACCGGAACCGGUUCGGUCCUCGCAGUCAUGCAGAGCGCGCGACCGGUCACCGUGAAAGUUUCCGCGGCCAGCCUCACGCUCAGCGCGCUCGCGCUCUUGCUGCUGGUUACCGCCAUCUGCACGGACCACUGGUACCACACCGACACACGCGCGCACAAGGAGAACUGCGACCGGCACGGGGCGGACUCCACGGACCAGAAGAACCGGGACAUGCCGAUCUACCAUCUCCCGCUGCUGGACGGAGGCGCGCGCCACCGAGACGUGGCGCUCAUGAAGCCCGUGCACGUGGGUAGCCGCGAGGAGGAGCUGCUGGAGAACUGGCGCGCGAUCCUCGGGAUGGGCAUCCUCGAGACUGAGUGCGGGAGGCCGCUGUUCUCCACGCACGCGGGGCUGUGGCAGAAGUGCUACUUUGAGGAUCAGGACAUCGACAAGCUCAUCGCACGGGGAAUCGCUGAACGCUGCACCGCUGUAAAGUAUCACUUCCCUCAGCCAAUCAGGUUGAGGAACAUCCCUUUGAACUUGACCAAGACGAUUCAACAAGACGAAUGGCGUUUGCUGCACAUGCGUCGCAUCACUGCUGGUUUUUUGGGCAUGGCGGCUGCUGUUCUGCUGUUCGGGAGCAUCGUGGUAUCAGUGGGUUUCUUCUGGGAGGAAAGUCUGACUCAGCACAUCUCUGGGCUGCUGUUCCUGAUGGCAGGCAUUUUCUGCACCAUCUCCUUAUGUACCUAUGCGGCCAGCGUGACCUAUGACCUCUCCAGAAACCCCCCCUUCAUCUACGGUCUGCCUGGAGAUGUGGAUCAUGGGUACGGUUGGUCCAUCUACUUCGCCUGGACAAGUCUGGGUCUGACCGUGGCUGCCGGCUGCCUUGCUACCACCUUCCCCUUCCUGAACCGGGCCCGAGCUCUGAGGUCCAAAACUGCACGGGAAUCUUCUGUGUGAGCUGUUGGUGAUCAGCAGGACACCGGACUCCGAGACGUGGUCCAGACUGGGCUGCAGAGGUUUUAUUUACACUGGCUUCUGGACUCUUGCUGAGGGAGAACCUCAAGAGGACUCAUACCUCUGCUGCAAAGCUUCUGUGGAGCAUGGCGCCCCCUUCUGGGUGUCUUCGAUAGGAACAGUGUUUGUAGUGUCAGAGGAACCGCCGUCCGACCCGGCUUGGACGGGUCUUACAGUGUCUGUUAGCCAGUGACCGUUUCUCAUUGUGAAAUUAUGUAUUUUGGCUGACCCCCCCCCCCUGCGGUUUUUACACAGGUGUGAUCACAGGUGAAGAUCUGGUGAGUUUGAAUCUUGAGGGGCGGGUUCAGGUCCGAUGAUGGAGCCUCCUCUCUGACUGCAUGGAGGCGCAGUUUUUGGCUCCAGAUGAGCCCAGAUCCAUUUCAGCCCCCCCAUCAGGCCACAGACAGGUGGGAGACACAUGGGGGGGGGGGGGGGGUCGUGAUCCCCAUGUCCGGUCCAUUGAAAAGUCAGCAGAACUUAGAUGUGUCCAAACCUUUUUCACUCAACAGCACCAGAUUUUUGUAAAGGUGAUCAAGACACCUCCUUAGUGCAGGUAAGAAGGUCCGAACAGGGCCCCCCAUACCACUUAACCUGACCCCCACCCACACACCACUUGACCCCCCCCCAUUUGUAAAUAAAAUACUUGAAGCCCACCUGAUCUCAGAGUGGU